CCGCGCGCCUCUAGGACUAUAAAGGGUCCGCCCAGGCGGCCGGAGCCAGUCUAGAAAGCGGCUUCUGCUCACUGGCGGCUUCGUAAACGAGACAAACAGUGAGGAAGGCUUUCGUCCCCGGACUUUUUCUUCCCGCCAGUCAUGCGUGAGUGUAUCUCCAUCCAUGUGGGUCAGGCUGGUGUCCAGAUCGGCAACGCCUGCUGGGAACUCUACUGUCUUGAACACGGCAUCCAGCCUAAUGGACAGAUGCCCAGCGACAAGACCAUUGGGGGAGGAGACGACUCCUUCAACACAUUCUUCAGUGAGACGGGGGCGGGCAAGCACGUCCCCAGGGCUGUGUUCAUAGACUUGGAGCCAACAGUGAUCGAUGAAGUGCGCACUGGAACCUACCGCCAGCUCUUCCACCCUGAGCAGCUCAUCACUGGCAAAGAAGAUGCUGCCAAUAACUACGCCCGGGGCCAUUACACCAUUGGCAAGGAGAUAAUUGACUUGGUUUUGGAUAGGAUCAGGAAGCUGGCUGAUCAGUGCACAGGUCUCCAGGGCUUCCUGGUCUUCCACAGCUUUGGGGGUGGCACCGGCUCUGGUUUCACUUCCCUGCUGAUGGAGCGCCUGUCCGUUGACUAUGGCAAGAAGUCCAAGCUGGAGUUCUCCAUCUACCCGGCUCCCCAAGUCUCCACAGCGGUCGUCGAGCCCUACAACUCCAUCCUGACCACCCACACAACCUUGGAGCAUUCUGACUGUGCCUUCAUGGUAGACAAUGAGGCCAUCUAUGACAUCUGCCGCAGGAACCUCGACAUAGACCGCCCCACCUACACCAACCUCAACCGCCUCAUUAGCCAAAUCGUGUCCUCCAUCACAGCCUCCCUGCGAUUUGAUGGUGCCCUGAAUGUAGAUCUGACAGAAUUCCAGACCAAUUUGGUGCCCUAUCCUCGUAUCCAUUUCCCCCUGGCCACCUAUGCCCCGGUCAUCUCUGCUGAGAAAGCGUACCAUGAGCAGCUCUCUGUAGCAGAGAUCACCAACGCUUGCUUUGAGCCAGCCAACCAGAUGGUGAAAUGCGACCCUCGCCACGGUAAAUACAUGGCCUGCUGCCUGUUGUACCGAGGUGAUGUCGUGCCCAAAGAUGUCAAUGCUGCUAUUGCCACCAUCAAGACCAAGCGUAGCAUCCAGUUUGUGGACUGGUGCCCCACUGGUUUCAAGGUUGGUAUCAACUACCAGCCCCCCACAGUGGUCCCCGGGGGCGACCUGGCCAAAGUGCAGCGUGCCGUUUGCAUGCUGAGCAACACCACGGCCAUUGCGGAGGCCUGGGCUCGCCUGGACCACAAGUUUGACCUGAUGUAUGCCAAGCGUGCCUUUGUCCACUGGUACGUCGGGGAGGGGAUGGAGGAAGGCGAGUUCUCCGAAGCUCGUGAAGACAUGGCUGCCCUAGAGAAGGAUUACGAAGAGGUUGGAGCCGACAGUGCUGAUGGAGACGACGAGGGAGAAGAAUAUUAAUUUUCCUGCCUCUCUAGACUGCCGCUACUGUCCAUUGUGCCAAUACUAAUUAAAAGCUGUCAAGCA
Sphaerodactylus townsendi is the source of this 1557-nucleotide messenger RNA. Its product is annotated as tubulin alpha-1C chain. Gene Ontology annotation, cellular component: cytoplasm; microtubule. Bases 142 to 1491 code for a protein of 449 amino acids. Gene Ontology annotation, biological process: microtubule cytoskeleton organization; mitotic cell cycle. The record is from RefSeq and is a predicted model, not a curated record. NCBI's taxonomy places the organism in Eukaryota, Metazoa, Chordata, Lepidosauria, Squamata, Sphaerodactylidae. The transcript has 4 exons. Gene Ontology annotation, molecular function: GTP binding; structural constituent of cytoskeleton.